Stylonychia lemnae is the source of this 402-nucleotide messenger RNA. The record is from the annotation of a GenBank genome assembly. Lineage: Eukaryota; Ciliophora; Spirotrichea; Sporadotrichida; Oxytrichidae.
AUGAGGGAUUAUAAAGAUGUGGGACUAGAGGUGCAAAAAGACCCAUACUUCUACUUACUCUCAGAGGCAGAUAAGCAAAGAUCAAGAAACAUUCCCUUUAGAAUGCUCUUUGACCUUGGAGCCAUCGGUGGUUCAGCUGUUUAUUUUUUAACAAGACACAAUCAACUUAACAGCGUGAAAACUCUUUCAAUCUCACUUAACCUUGUCUUUGGUCUCACCUGGAGAGUGUUAUUCGCUGCAGUCAUCUCUGAUUAAAUUAGUAGAAGACUCUUCGUUAACUCAUAUAAACUAAAACAAAACCAAAUGGCCAACUAUGAAUGCAGAAAGAUUAUGGUUUAAUGGCCAAAUGCUAAGCAGCUUCCAGCCCCUCACUAGAAACAGGUUUCAACUUUCUUGGUAUGA